Messenger RNA from Opisthorchis viverrini, 2080 nucleotides. RefSeq lists its product as hypothetical. The coding region runs from base 195 to 1655 and encodes 486 amino acids. The transcript has 8 exons. Gene Ontology annotation, biological process: protein phosphorylation. Gene Ontology annotation, cellular component: nucleus. Gene Ontology annotation, molecular function: ATP binding; cyclin-dependent protein serine/threonine kinase activity. NCBI's taxonomy places the organism in Eukaryota, Metazoa, Platyhelminthes, Trematoda, Opisthorchiida, Opisthorchiidae. The record is from RefSeq and is a predicted model, not a curated record.
AGCAUUGGCAUGCACGAAGUAGUGUCGCAAAAAUCUCCAGAUUACCGACUGGUGGUCGGGAAGUUACACUGACACGCCUCUUUACCCGAGUGACUGCAUUCAGCUCAUAGCAGCAAGGUAAAGCUAAAGGAAUAAAGAUCACUCAAGGAGACGCGUGCAUUCUUCCUCCCCCCACAUCACAAGCUCAAGUGUAAAUGGACCGUUACGAAAAGUUGACACGGAUUGGAGAGGGCGCCUACGGAGUAGUGUUCAAAUGUCGGAAUCGAGAUACCGGCGAUAUUGUGGCGAUUAAGAAAUUCACCGACUCAGAAGAUGAUCCAGUCAUUCACCGGAUAGCAAUGCGUGAGAUCCGAACCCUCAAGGGGAAAGCACCACCUUUGAGUUUCGCUCUUAUUGGAGCUCACCAGCAGUGCAUUCUACAAAUCUCGCAACCAUCAAAACUAAGACAAGUGUCCAGCAGGUUUCAAGCGUCUGUUGCGCUACUUGACUUGGAAGUCCUGACUGGCGUGCCAAUCGAUCGACACAACCUAGCUGGGCCGGGAGACGAAUAUACCGACUACGUGGCCACGCGCUGGUACAGAGCCCCCGAACUGCUGGUCGGUGAUACGCAAUACGGACCGCCGGUUGAUAUAUGGGCAGUGGGAUGUGUGGUGGCCGAAAUGCUGACCGGAUUGCCUCUAUGGCCGGGCCGAUCAGAUUUGGACCAAUUACAUUUGAUUACUCGGACAACAGAUUUGGACCAAUUACAUUUGAUUACUUGGACAAUGGGUGACCUUGUGCCAAGACAUCGAGAGAUAUUCGAGAAAAACAUGUUUUUCAAAGGCUAUAAACUACAAGUUCCAGAGAAUAAGAGUUGCUUGGAUGAAAAGUUCAAGGCCUUGUCUCCCCCACUAACUUCCAAAGAAUUGGAUUUCCUCCAAUGUUGCCUAACAAUGGACCCGACCGAACGAUCCAAUGCUGAGAUGUUACUCAAGCAUCCACACAUGGAAUUCCACGGAAAGCACUUCCAGUACACUUCAAUCGAACUGCGACAAGUCCCUGGAGCCAGUGGUGACGGCCACCUGACGCCCACCAACACCACGAAGAAGAAGGAUAAAGGGACCCCAACAGGACAUUUCAAAUCAAUGCUCACUGGGCAAGGAGUGAUAUCAAACAUGCGCAAAAAGUCACAAUCACAACCAUUAUCGGUUGCCAUCCCACAGACGUCCCAGGCAACUGUACCGACUUCCGAAGGAUAUGUUCGUCAUUCGACCAACACAACUCCACAGCUGCUUGAUCCCAGUGCGUCCCCCUCCCAAGCGGGAGGAAACAAUUCUCCAGCUACUCGUCAGCCUUGGUUCACUACUGGUAUUGUGGGUCAGGGCUACUAUAGCACAACCCUACCAUCCCUGACGGCCAGUCCACAGGCUCAACCUCAUCCGACUUCCCAAUCUCCUGUGUCUCACCCAAAGAUAACCGCCUGGAAGUCCCAUCCAAAGGCGAUUCAAGGAGUCACCCUAACCGGAACAGCGGUCACGAUGAACCCAGCCACGACCGGGUUCAAUGCGGAGACAGGAUCAAUGCUCAACGUUAACAACAACAAUAGUGGUACUGGCAGUACUGGUACAACUACUACCAGCACUAUCGGACUCCGGGUGCACUUCCCUACAAUAUAACUAGCAAUAAAUCUCCCGAUAAACUCAACACCUAAUCCUGGCGCUCCUGUUGCCCAACUCCAUGUGGAUGCAUUUUUUCGAGGAGCCUGAUGAUUUCCAAAGGCGUAUCAUACCUCAUGACCAACACCCUUGGUCACACAAGGUUGAGUGUACAUAGAAGACUGGACCACACUCUCCGGGGACCUCCGGACCGCCGCAUCCAUGCCUGUGUCCAACGUUUCCCUCCGCUGUCCAAUUAUUUUCAACUCCACACCACACGCACACAUCUUUCAUGUGAGCCAUCCAAUCUAUCGAUUGAACAUCACACCAAAUGCACAAUGUACCAAAAAACACAAAUCGAUCGAUCUGAAACAAUCUGGCAAACAUGUGUGCCUGGGAACUUCUGCAUUCAGAGCAAACGAAAUUGCAAUAAACUCAUCCCACAG